Molecule: messenger RNA, 4786 nt
Organism: Mycena citricolor
Lineage: Eukaryota; Fungi; Basidiomycota; Agaricomycetes; Agaricales; Mycenaceae
Source: the annotation of a GenBank genome assembly
AGCACCUGCAUCGUUCCUCUCUCCUCCUUGAGAGCUCUGCUGGGCGGGCUUGCUUAUAUCAGACAUAGACGGCAAGGUCGGAGUCACUCGUAAGUGAGCUCGCGAGACUGAUGUCAGUGACGGCUCUUGAGGGCCGAAUGAGAUCAGUGCGCUCUUCAUGCCAGCUUACGGUCAAAGCGGGUAGCGAACAAGAGAAGGGACUAGGGCUCAGGUGCACACCCGUUCGGGGAUCCACUGAGCUAAAAGAAUCUGGCACCGACGUUUUGAGAUUGACAGCAAGCUGGGAGCGAAGGGAGCGGGAGGAGGGUUCCCAUUGUCAGAAGGCUCCUACGAAAGCCUCCUACGAAAGCCUCACACUGAGUGUCGAGCUAACGCGUUCACAUUUCUGGUUGGCGCGUUGAAUCAAGCGACUGGAGAUCACGAUCAUCAGAUGACGUAACACAAUUCGCACUUGAUCAGCAACAUUCAUGUUUGACAAAAUUACUUCACUAUGGUCCCCGUCAUCUACGCCGCAGGCCCCGUAUGACCCGACCAACCCCAAAAUGAACCCACUCAAUCCCGAAGGACUCAAACCCUGUUGUGCGUGCCCACAGACGAAAUCUGCCCGGGAUGAUUGUUUUCUGAACAACGCCAACGGAGAGGGUGACGAGAAAUGCAAAGCAUUGGUCCAGAGCCAUCUCGAAUGUAUGCGAGGUUUGGGCUUCAAGAUCUAAUUUAUGUUUCGCUACUUCAUCUACAAAUCCCACUCUUCAUCCAUGUCGAUGCGCAGCUUCCAGCCCUCUACAUCAAGGUCGGGCUCCUCCACCGCCCAAGCAAUGUCCUCGUCAUCUGGUAUCACACCUUGUAGCUGCACUUCUUGCGGCUUGUCCGGCAGACCGUCAAUGUCAACCUCUUCCUCCUCCGCCUUCAUCUUUCUUUUGAUGAUUUCAGCUUCAUCCUCCUGCGAGAAGUAAUCCAGGUCAACUCCAGAGUCCAGGCAAUGUUGGCUUGCUUACAAUAUCAAACUCAUCUUCCCGUUCUUCGUACUCGACAUUCUCGUCCAGCUCCUCGAAUCCACCGGCAAACGCGCCCCAUCGUUCUGGACGAGGACAAUGCCAGAUGAGAACGUUCCCCUGAUUCGUCGUGGACGCUAUUGACGACUUUUGGGGAUGCCACUGGGUUCAAUUCAAUGACAUGUCGCGGCCCAAGUGCAACGCACUCACGUGGAGAUGGAGCAGUGGUUCUCGUCCGCCGUCCAACGCGCUGGCAAAUUGGCCGUCAUUUGAAAUGUCCCAGAUGUAUAUUUUAUGGUUUGCCGAGUCUGCGGCACCUGCAAGCAUGUGAGAAGAGCUAGAAGUUGACGAUACUCAACGGACGAACCACCCGCCAACCACUCUCCGUCUGGGCUGAACGACAUCGCGUGCCAUGCGGUGCGGCCAAUGGGGUCGUUGAAGCGGUGAGUUGGCUCUAACUCUUGAUCGAUGAUCGGCCCGUCGGGGUACGCAGGAACUGUGAAUUGGCGCAGCGUUCGGUCUGCGCAGUUGGCCACGAGAUAUCUGAUAUUAGAUCAGAAGGAACGACAGGGCCUAGAUUUCGCCUGCGCACCGUCCAUUUCGUGUGAAUUCCAGUCCUUUCAGCGCACCAGCGCCUGAGAUUCGGUGGCGCGCGAUCAUCUAUGCACUGAUUAGAUUCGGAAAUGAGAUCAGAUAGGUAGCAGUACCAAUUUUGUUCGUGUGUUGAAGACGAGUAGGUAUCCUGCAUUGGUGCCCAGGAAUACGUACUUGCCCGAAGGAUCGAAACGCGCGGUCGUUACAGCUGGACUACGACCAUGUAAGCAUCCACUGUAUAUUUGACUCAAAUUGCAACGGACCGGGAUGAUCCUUCAUCCUCGCCUCCUUCUUCCAAGUCGACCCGUCCUCGAAACGCCUUCCGUCGGUCGACCAGGCAAGCUUCGCCUGUAUCGAGCAGAACCAAUACUAUCCGACUGGAUGAUUGUGAGUCCGGUGGUCGACAAAGGAAACACGCAAAAUCACCUAUUCCUGGGGUGGAAAGACGCGGACACAACAGGCGCGUCGAAUCGAAGCGUCGUCGCGCGCUGCAUAGGGAUGUACUCCGUCGCCAGAUCCCAGAUGAUGACAUUCCAGUCUUUGGAAGUCGUGAGUAUGUAGCGGGAGUACCUCGACCAACUGCGCCCGUGCAAGUCAGUCCGGCUUCGUUUGUCAGCGCGCGUAUCGAGGUCCCAGAUCGCUGUAGUUCCAUCCCUUCUCCCAGUAGCAACAUACCGACCAGUAGGGUCGAAGCGCGCGAAGGAAGCAAGAGCAAAGAGGGAGGUUUGGACACUGGUUGGAUGGGUGAUGGUGAAUGGGCCUGAUUAAGAGGUGAUUAGAGAUAAGUUCAUGACCGAGAAAUCCUGGGCACACUGAUAAGAGUCUCGUUCAUGUUGUAGAGCGGACAGACACGAGAUAGGCCUCUUGAUGCAUGACCGCGCACUCAGUUCAGAGCGCACGGACUCACUUUGGCUCAAUCAUGGCAAACAGCUUACGUAUUAUCAAGCACGUGCCUCCGCGGCAGUCAAGACGUAAAUGAUUGACAGCGCACUUGACUGGGUGUCAAAACAGAUUUAUCGCUCUUCCUCCUCGUCCAUCGUGAUGCCUCCCCGAACUUGCGCACUCUGCAACACAAAUAGGGCAAUGCUAAAGCGUCCCAAAACUGGUCAACAGAUCUGUCGUGAAUGUUUCUUCUUCGUCUUUGAAACCGAAGUCCACAAUACGAUAAUCGAAGCCAAGUUGUUCAAACGCGGCGAUCGCGUGGCCAUUGGCGCGUCAGGAGGAAAAGACUCCACGGUGCUGGCGUAUGUCAUGAAAGCAUUGAACGAACGAUAUGAUUAUGGACUCGAGCUGUUCUUGCUCUCGAUCGACGAAGGGAUAACUGGCUACCGUGACGACUCCCUCGAGACCGUCAAACGGAAUCAAGAACAGUACUCGAUGCCGCUUAAGAUCCUGUCUUACGACGAGCUUUACGGUUGGACGAUGGACGCGAUAGUUUCUCAGGUUGGGAAGAAGAACAACUGCACUUUCUGUGGCGUUUUCCGGCGGCAGGCGCUCGACCGUGGAGCAGCCAUGCUGAAUGUGGAUCAUAUAGUGACCGGGCAUAAUGCGGACGAUAUUGCCGAGACCGUCCUAAUGAAUAUCAUGAGAGGAGAUAUCGCUCGUUUGGGCCGCUGUACUCUAAUCUGUACCCAAGGAGAAGACACGAUAAAGCGGUCAAAGCCUUUCAAAUACGCAUAUGAAAAGGAAAUUGUGAUGUACGCCUAUUUCAAAAAGCUCGACUAUUUUUCGACGGAGUGCAUAUAUUCGCCUGACGCAUAUCGGGGUCACGCGCGAGUAUUUCUGAAAGAUUUAGAGGCUGCGCGACCGAGCGCAAUUAUCGACAUUAUCCAUUCAGGUGAAGCCUUCGAGAUCCGCGAGGAAGUCAAGGCUACUCAGAAGAACCCUCAAACGUGUCAGAGGUGUGGUUAUCUCUCAAGUAACGAUCUGUGCAAGGCUUGUACGCUUCUCGAGGGGCUAGAGCGUGGAAUGGCACAGGCUGGAAUUAGCGAUCGUGAUAAAAAGAAGAUGGGAGCCGAAGGGCCACAGCCGGAUAACUUGCGCACAAUCCCUUUCUUCCAGCGUCCGUCAGCGUCUGCAGCGGUUACAGUGGAAUCGGCUGUUUGAUCUCUGUGGUGCACUUCUACAACUCAUAUCCUUGCACCACUCUCGCUGCCUUCUCUCUUCUGCCUCCCAGUCGGUCUCGACAAUGUCUGCUAUUCGUGCUUCUAUCGAUCUCAUGGUCAUAUUCCCUGGCACAAAACUACAGCGUGAUCAGACCCGAGCGAUCUGAACGCGAGCCACUCACGACUCGAUGGGAUUUGCUAAUGCCGCUGCCACUGCAGUAAUCAAGCCUUGUCUGUCGCCCUUCCGGACCUGCGAUGAAGGUCAGGAAGAACAGGACCUAACACGAUGCGGAGUGGAAUACAUUGUAAACGUAUGGUUUCGGCAAAAGUGCAGCCAGAGGAUGCUGUGUUCGCCAACGCUGGGGAUCGUCCGGGUGUUCCUGGUCCCACUCCAAGAUGGGAUUAAUGAAAGGAACCCCUAGACACAGCGCGUUCCACGGAGUCGGAGAUCUACGGAAGACUCAGUGUUUAAACACGAUAACCUCUCGACACUGACAUUAUUGGGUUGCCGAUACCAAUGACAACCCUUGUUCGAGCCAGACUCGCCAUGAAAACAUCCUGAGCAAGCCGGCCUGAGUUGACAUAGUGUGCAGCGUCAGGCAGGGCCGCUGCCAUGUCGUCAAUACCCUCUGAGUCCUCAGAUGGCCCCGCAGCAGCUAGUCUCAGUUGCACGCCAGUAGUUUGUGCAAGAGCAUCGAAAUCGUCCUUCGACCAGGAUGGGGGAAUGCCAUGCAUUCCCUGCACGAAGUAACUGAGCAAUUUCGCGAGAACCCAUGCUUGUGGAGGGUCGUUCGGACGUUCAGACGCCGGAAAAAAGCUGUCUUGCGACACGUUUCCUCUAUAGAGUACCCGAGAUAGGUGUUGUUGGACCUGGGUUCCGCGGGAACUUGAUUCUGGUACGAUUCCGGCGAAAGUAUCCAUGGGGACCAAGUGGGUGACGGGGAAAUGGCUAGCAGGUUGAUCAAGACAUACGCUUAUAGCCAGGAAUCCCCGUGGGAUUUUGGUCAGAGCGAAGACAGUGUGUUUUAUCUCUCCAACAUUCGAAGGUUUGCCAGUCGUCCACGAUCGCGAUCCUGACCAAAUGCGGCAACAAUC